Ochotona princeps (American pika) is the source of this 3299-nucleotide messenger RNA. RefSeq names its product zinc finger and BTB domain containing 46 (gene ZBTB46). Gene Ontology annotation, molecular function: DNA-binding transcription factor activity, RNA polymerase II-specific; RNA polymerase II cis-regulatory region sequence-specific DNA binding; protein binding. The coding region runs from base 205 to 2001 and encodes 598 amino acids. Gene Ontology annotation, biological process: regulation of transcription by RNA polymerase II. The record is from RefSeq and is a predicted model, not a curated record. The transcript has 6 exons. Lineage: Eukaryota; Metazoa; Chordata; Mammalia; Lagomorpha; Ochotonidae.
GGGGCGGCGAGGCGCGGCGCAGCUCGGACCCGCCGGACGCAGCGCUCGCCCAGCGGCCGCGGCCACCCCCGCGCCGGUGCGGCGCCCGCGGCGCCCGCUGCCCGCGCCCCAUGGGGUGCCAGGUACAGAGGCUCCAGCCUUUGGGCCAUCCACAAACAGGGAGCUGGAGCAGACGUGGAACAGCUGGGACACAAGCUGGUGUCCAUGUGGGGUGCGGAUGUCACAGGCUUUGUAGAAGAGGCAGCCGCAAGGCCCGCGGGUGGACCGCGAGAGGGAGAUAUGGAAAUCGCGUCCCACUACCGGCACCUUCUUCGGGAGUUGGAUGAGCAGCGGCAGCGUGGGGUACUGUGUGACGCCUGUGUGGUGGUGGAGGGUAAGGUCUUCAGGGCACACCGCAACGUGCUGCUGGGCAGCAGCCGCUACUUCAAGACGCUUUUCUGCCAGGUGCAGAAGACGUCGGAGCAGGCCACGGUCACCCACCUGGACAUCGUCACGGCCCAGGGCUUCAAGGCCAUCAUUGACUUCAUGUACUCAGCCCACCUGGCCCUCACCAGCAGGAACGUCAUUGAGGUCAUGUCGGCUGCCAGCUUCCUGCAGAUGACUGACAUUGUGCAGGCCUGCCACGAGUUCAUCAAGGCCGCAUUGGACAUUAGCAUCAAGGCCGACGCCUCAGAUGAGCUGGCCGACUUGGAGGAUGGCGGCCCAGUGAGCGGUGGUGCUGAUGCCCUGCUUUCAGCCGUCAUGGCUGGCAGGAGCAUCUCGCCCUGGCUGGCCCGGCGAACCAGCCCCGCAGGUUCCUCCGGGGACUCAGCCAUCGCCAGCUGCCAUGAGGGCGGCGGCAGCGGCAGCAGCGGCAGCUAUGGGAGGGAUGAGCCUGAGUCCAAAGCCAACGGCUUGGAGGACACGCCCGCACAACCACUGUGGCCGGGCGACACAGGCUGCGGGUCCCUGCACGUCAAGGAGGAGCAGCCGUCGCCGCCACCCUGCAGGGCAGGCACACUUCAGGGCACCUUCCCUGAGCUGGGGGCCGCUGGGCGCAGGAAGAACCGCAAGAACAAGGACACCGUGCGGCACAUCACGCAGCCAGCAGAGGAGGACGAUGGCCCCACAGGCUCCCCACCGCCGUCCUUCCUCCCCACCACCACAUGGCCCUUUGGUGGCCGGGGCUCAAGUGCUGAGCUGGCGGCAGCUGAAGCCAGCGGCUCCGAGGGCCGCGGGGACAGGGCGGAAGAUACCCUAAUGGAAGGAGAGGCGGGCUUUCUGGGCGUCGCCCUGGCUGAGAAGGAUGAGGUGCUACAGCAGGCAGCGGCUGUGGCCAACCUGCGCGCAGCGCUCAUGAGCAAGAACAGCCUGCUGUCCCUCAAGGCAGAGGCGCUGGGUGACGAUGGCACACUGCUGCUGGAGUAUCUGCCUAAGGGCGCACACUCACUGUCGUUGAACGAGUUCGCAGUCAUCAGGAAGAAGUUCAAGUGCCCAUACUGCAGCUUCUCGGCCAUGCACCAAUGCAUCCUCAAGCGCCACAUGCGGUCCCACACUGGCGAGCGGCCCUACCCCUGUGAGAUCUGUGGCAAGAAGUUCACGCGGCGUGAACACAUGAAGCGGCACACGCUGGUGCACAGCAAGGACAAGAAGUACGUGUGCAAGGUGUGCAGCCGCGUGUUCAUGUCCGCAGCCAGCGUGGGCAUCAAGCACGGCUCGCGGCGUCAUGGUGUGUGCGCUGACUGUGCUGGCCACAGCAUGGCAGGACCGCGGGACCACGGUGGCGGGGAGGGCUCCCCGGAGGCGUUGUUUGCGGGUGAUGGGCCUUACCUGGAGGACCCCGAUGACCCACGGGGGGAGGCUGAGGAGCUGGGCGAGGAUGAGGAUGAGGAUGCGACCAAGUGGAAGGGCCACAUGGGCCUGGCGCCUGAGGACACACUGCUCAGGGACAAGGAUGGUGACUCACCGGGGCCCCCCAGCCCCUCCACGGGGCCAGACAAGGACUUGGGUUGGCUGUGCUAGGGUACCUGCUGCCUAGUGUGUGCUAGGUUGUCCUACUCAGGGCUGGGGCCAGGCUGCAGAUGGCAUCCCCAGGGCUCCAGCCUCAGACCAGAAACCAUUCAGUCCUUUUGGAUGGAGAAGCAGGUGCUGGGAGGGGUCCUGGGGCUGGGGGCGUGCUGGCCAUCCAAGGGACUCCUUGAGUCACCCCAGGUGGCACUGCCAUCGCCCGUAGCAGUCAGGUCAUUCACUGCCCCAGGGCCCUGCCAGCUAGGUGCUGUGGGAGGCCUGGCCCAGGUGCUAUGUUGGGGGAGUGGCCCUCCCACAACCCCUGCCUGCUCCCUGGCCCUGUGCCCUGGGGUCCCUGGUUUUGAGGCCUGCCUACACUUCCUGGUGCACCUUGUACUCGGGUCCUGCCUAUACUUCCUGUGCCCCGGCACUCCUGCUGACCUCCCCCUAAGCUGGCCGGGGGGCCACCCCACCUUUCUGCUGCUAACUGCCUGUCCUCGGAGUGAGACCCCCUCAGUGCCACGAGCUGCUCACACCUACUGACCGUGCGGCAACCCAGCACCCUGGAGCAGUCAGGGCCAUGUGUCCUCUGCCCGUGCCCUGCCUUCUGCCUCCUGGGACCCCUGCCUGCUGGACACUCCUGACUUUUCCAGACUUGGCCUUUGGCCGUCCCUGACCGAUCCCCUUGUGUUUGCUGCUUCCUCAUGGGAGAGAAACCCCAGACCCUCACAUAGGUCCCCGGGUGCUGUGACCUCCGCCCACCCACAGUCCUUAUCAGAGAGGGGGUUGAGGGUCAGGGUUCUCAGCCAAUCCUGGAGCCUCUGCUCACUGCCCACCUCUGUGGGGCUGGGAUGAGCAGGAGGAUACAGCUGGGCUCCCUCCCCUCAGGGGACCGGCCAGUCCCUGGCCAUCAGGAGUCUGCCCAGCCCGGCUCAGGCCCACCACUCAGGGUGCUGCCCCACCCAGCUCUUAGAAGGCACCACAGAGCCUGUUACUAGCCAACACCUGGAAACCAAGGGUCCCCUAGCCGCUCCAGCCUCCACAGGCUCAGGCCUGAGACAGAUCUGUUAAGGGUCUAUGUGUUGUGUUGUUUUUAACGUGAUGGAUUUUUUAAAAUCAAUGUUUAAACUAAUAAAUAUUUUUUUAUGAAGAGGAAGAGCUGUGUAGAUGACAUUUGCAUCCCGUGCUGUCCUGUGUUCUAUGUCCGGGGUCAGCAGCCACAGGAGGCCUGGCCCAAGGUGGGGCGGGCACGAGCUGUGCAGCACAGCAGUCGGCCAUCUGAGCGAGCAAGGUGCAGACUGGACCUGCGCAGC